AUGCUUUCCUCGUCGCUUUCCCUCAGCGCUGGUUCGCUGUUCCUUGCUCUGCUCGCCUCGCCGGUCGCGGCAGCUUCCGAGAACUAUCAACUGGUUGAGAACUGGCAUGGCGAUAGUUUCUUGGACUACUUCAACUUUCAUACCGGGUCUGAUCCCACCAAUGGUUUCGUCACAUAUCUCGACAAGAGCAGCGCGGAGAGUGCAGGCCUGGUGAAGGUCAAUGACGGUGGCAGUGUUUAUAUCGGUGUUGACCACACGACAACUCUAUCCACAACUGGCAAAGGCCGUGACUCCGUUCGCAUCGGCAGUAAGAACUAUUACGACCACUCUUUGGUGAUUGCUGACAUUGCGCACAUGCCGGGCAGUAUUUGUGGUAGCUGGCCUGCCUUUUGGUCCGUGGGCAAGAACUGGCCUGCAGAUGGUGAGAUUGAUAUUAUCGAGGGUGUCAACCUGCAGGACCACAAUGAAAUUGUUAUGCAUACCGCUGGUACUUGCAGCAUCACGGACACGGGUAUGACCGGUGCUGUUAAUGCCACUGGCUGUGGCGAGGAUCUGGGCACUGUCGGCUGUGUCAUCGAGGGCCAGCAUGGUAGCUACGGCACUUCAUUCAACAAGCAGGGUGGUGGUAUCUAUGCCAUGCAGUGGACUGAGCAGUUUGUCAAAAUCUGGUUCUUCCCCCGUGCGUCCAUCCCGACUUCCAUCACCCAGGGCGCGCCCGAUGUUUCACAAUUUGGCACUCCCAUGGCUCUUGUUGAGGAAGGCUGUGACGUUGCCACCAGCUUCAAGGCCCAAUCAUUCGUGUUUGACGUGACUUUUUGUGGUGACUGGGCUGGUGGUGUUUACGGCAAGUCCGGGUGCCCUAUGUCCGGCUCAGACUCCUCGCAGAGCUGCAUCAACUACGUCGCCAAGAACCCCACUGCAUUCGAGCAGACCUACUGGGAGAUUAACUCUGUCAAGAUUUACCAGACUGGUGUCGCCGCCAAGACUGUUGUCUCUACCUUGCAAUCUACCAGCUCUACUCAAGCUCCUGCUACACAGGCUGGGACCGAGGCUUCUGCUACUCAAGCUGACAACACUGCGCGGGUCUCCGCUGCUUCUACCUCAGCUGAAGCCAGCGCCGCUGCUGUCACCGCCGGCACCGUUGGCGAGCUGGGUGGGGAUGUCUCCUCUGCCACUAGCCAGACCAUGAAGACAUCCACCACGCGAUAUGUGACCGAGUUUGUUACUUCCACGACUACCAUUUGUCCCAUCGCCGAGACUUCUGCGUCUUUUGCGGCAGCUGCUGAGAGUAAGGCCCUUGCUGGUUUGUCCGUUCAGACCUCCAACGUUGGAAACAUUCCAGCAACAGCAGUGUCUACCAGAUCCGAGCCUUCGUCUGCUACAAACUCUGUCAAAGAAGUUCAAACCCAGCCUGUAGCCGAGACCAAUGUCAUUUCAACUCCCGUUGCUACUCCCGUUGCCGCUUCCAACUCGCAGGCAGCCAGCAGCCAGACCCUCAGCCAUUCGAUCGGUGCUGAUGCUGAAUCAAGCGGUGUCCCCGAGAACUCAUCCGCGUCGGGGGUUCUGCCGACCAUCAUCCUGGCCCCUGGGGCCAGUAGCGCACCAGCCAGCUCUCUCCUCAGAUCCAAUGCCUCGAAAACCAAGUCGGCUGCCAUUGUUGUGACUACCGGCGCCUCUGCAGCCUCGGGUAGCUCUUUCCAGGGAAGCACCAGUAGCGCUAUCAGCCCCGUUUUCACAGGGGCUGCCGAGAGGGCCUCUGUCAAAUUCUCGGCAAUCAUCGCAGCAUUUAUGCUCGCCCUGAUGGCUUAA
Messenger RNA from Penicillium daleae, 1809 nucleotides. RefSeq names its product putative GPI anchored endo-1,3(4)-beta-glucanase (gene eng2). The record is from RefSeq and is a predicted model, not a curated record. Gene Ontology annotation, molecular function: hydrolase activity, hydrolyzing O-glycosyl compounds. Lineage: Eukaryota; Fungi; Ascomycota; Eurotiomycetes; Eurotiales; Aspergillaceae. The transcript has a single exon. Bases 1 to 1809 code for a protein of 602 amino acids. Gene Ontology annotation, biological process: glucan catabolic process.